Molecule: messenger RNA, 978 nt
Organism: Eublepharis macularius
Lineage: Eukaryota; Metazoa; Chordata; Lepidosauria; Squamata; Eublepharidae
Gene: MC5R
Product: melanocortin 5 receptor
Exons: 1
Coding region: 1-978 (325 amino acids)
Biological process (GO): G protein-coupled receptor signaling pathway
Cellular component (GO): membrane
Molecular function (GO): melanocortin receptor activity
Source: RefSeq, a predicted model, not a curated record
AUGAGCUUACCCGAUCAGACCAGCAUUCCAGAUCUUAACUUGACUGCAAUUUGGACUAACUUAACCGGACCCACUGUCAAAAGCAAGCCCUCGACAUGUGAGCAAGUGGUCAUAGCAGCUGAGGUGUUCCUUGCACUGGGCAUUGUAAGCCUCCUGGAAAACAUCCUGGUCAUCUGUGCCAUUGUGAAGAACAAGAACUUACACUCUCCUAUGUACUUCUUUGUAUGCAGCUUAGCAGUUGCUGACAUGCUUGUCAGCGUGUCUAAUGCCUGGGAGACCAUAACUAUAUAUUUGUUAAACAAUAAACACCUCAUUAUCGAGGAUGUUUUUGUACGGCACAUUGACAAUGUUUUUGAUUCCAUGAUCUGUAUAUCUGUUGUGGCUUCCAUGUGCAGUUUGCUAGCUAUAGCAGUAGACAGGUAUGUCACUAUCUUCUAUGCCCUUCGUUAUCACAAUAUCAUGACCGUGAAAAGAUCAGGGCUUAUAAUUGCAGGCAUUUGGACUUUUUGCACUGGCUGUGGGAUCAUCUUCAUCCUUUAUUAUGAAUCAAAAUAUGUGAUCAUUUGUCUCAUCACAAUGUUCUUCACGAUGCUGUUCCUGAUGGUCUCCCUGUACAUCCACAUGUUCCUCCUGGCUCGUACUCAUGUCAAGAGGAUUGCAGCUUUGCCAGGAUACAAUUCUGUUCACCAGAGGACCAGCAUGAAAGGGGCCAUCACCCUGACUAUGCUACUGGGCAUCUUCAUUGUUUGCUGGGCUCCAUUUUUCCUCCAUCUCAUUCUGAUGAUUUCCUGCCCACAGAAUCUCUACUGUGUUUGUUUCAUGUCUCACUUCAACAUGUACCUCAUUCUCAUCAUGUGCAAUUCAGUGAUUGAUCCCUUGAUUUAUGCUUUCCGAAGCCAGGAAAUGCGAAAGACUUUUAAGGAAAUCAUCUGCUGUUAUAACAUACGAUCGGCCUGUGGAUUACCCAGCAAGUAUUAG